This is a messenger RNA of Lathyrus oleraceus (garden pea), 1632 nucleotides long. RefSeq lists its product as uncharacterized. Gene Ontology annotation, molecular function: nucleic acid binding. Lineage: Eukaryota; Viridiplantae; Streptophyta; Magnoliopsida; Fabales; Fabaceae. The record is from RefSeq and is a predicted model, not a curated record. The transcript has 2 exons. Bases 1 to 1632 code for a protein of 543 amino acids.
AUGGCUUCAAGUACUACUAGAUUUUCAUUGUGUGAUAUAGAUUUAAAUGUAGAAUUUAUUCCUUUGCCAGAUUUAAAUAUUGGUGAAGAAGAAGACGUUGAAGAAACCAACAAUAAUAUUGGUAUAGAAAAUAUUGUAGAUAACGAAUUAAAUAAUGAAGAGAAUAUUGAAGAUACAUCAAAUAGUGAAGAAAAUAUUGAAGGUGGACUAAAUAUGGAAGAAAAUAUUGAAGAUGCAUCAAACAGUGAAGAAAAUAUUGAAGGCGUACUAAAUAUGGAAGAAAAUGUUGAAGAUGCUUUAAAUAGUGAAGAAAAUUUUGAAGGUGUACCAAAUGGAGAAGAAAAUAUUGAAGAUGAACUAAAUAGUGAAAGAAAAAAAUUAAAAGUUUUAAGCAAUGAAGAACGCACAACUAUUUAUCACCAGUUACUACAAAAAAGUGUUGAUGGAAAAUUACGUAGAGGAAUUACAAAUGUGGUGGCUUCAUCAUUUUCUGUUUCUAGGAGAACUAUUCAACGUAUUUGGAAAAGAGCAAAAGAAUGUGAAAUACAUGAUGUGUCCCAUAGGAAGACAAAAAACUAUGGACGUAAGAGAAUUCAAUUUUAUCCUAAUCAAAUUAGUCAAAUUCCUUUGAGACAAAGAAACAAACAUCUGGUCUUUAUCUUUUGCGAUGAAAACAAAUCCAGGCUUUUAAAAUCAGGAGUUAUACGACGUCACUCAAAUGCCAUAAAGCCACUGUUAAAAGAAGAAAACAAAAGAGUUAGGUUGGAGUUUUGUUUGUCAAUGCUCGAAGGUAUACCACAUGAUCCAAUGUUUAAAAGUAUGCACAAUAUUAUUCAUAUUGAUGAAAAGUGGUUUUACAUGACUAAGAAAUCUGAGAACUAUUAUUUGCUAUCGGAGGAUGAUGAACCACAUCGUACAUGUAAAAGCAAAAACUUUAUUGCCAAAGUUAUGUUUUUAGUUGCUCUUACUCGACCAAGAUUUGACUCGCAAGGAAAUGAGAUUUUUUCAGGUAAAAUUGGUAUUUUUCCAUUUGUUACCCAGGAACCUGCUAAAAGGACAAGUGCUAACCGAGUUGCAGGAACAAUGGAGACAAAAGCAAUAACAUCGGUAAAUAGAGAUGUCAUAAGAUCAUUUCUUAUUGAAAAAGUCUUGCCAACUAUAAAGGAAAAAUGGUCAAGAGAUGAUUUGGGUACUAGUACAAUAUUUAUCCAACAAGAUAAUGCAAGAACUCAUAUUAAUCAUGAUGAUCAAGAGUUCAUUCAAGAAGCCACACGAGAUGGAUUUGAUAUUCGUUUGAUGUGUCAACCUGCAAAUUCUCCUGAUUUGAAUGUCUUAGACCUUGGAUUUUUCAGUGCAAUACAAUCAUUACAACACAAGGAGUCCCCUAAAACUAUUGUUGAACUUGUUCGUGCGGUGGUGAAGUCAUUUGAAAACUUUUCAUCUGUGAAGUCCAAUCAUAUAUUUGUAACAUUGCAAUUAUGCAUGAUAGAGAUCAUGAAAGCCAAUGGUUCUAAUAAAUAUAAAAUCCCACAUUUGAAUAAGGAAAGACUAGAAAGAGAAGGACAAUUACCCGUUCAAAUGAAGUGUGAUCCAAUUUUAGUACAAGUUUUUAAGUACCUAAAUACAGAGUAA